AUGGCCAGGUUCAAUAGACCAGCAAUCUUGGUGCUAGUGCUCACGCUACUGGCUUUUACUACUUAUUAUGUCUUUGAACAACAAAAAUAUAGCUUAUCUGACUUGUCCUCAUUUCUAGAAACUAUGGAUAUCGGUUCUGUUGGUGGUCAAGGUGCUCCAGCUACUCAACCAAAGGGUAAGAUCACUAAUAACAAUGACCCUGAUAUACUACAGAAACACAAGAUUGAAAUUCAAGUUAAUGAGUUGUUGCAAAAGAAGUUGGAAAAUGAAUUGAAAUAUGAAAGGGAAUCAAUGGAUAAGAAGAAUAAACAACUUCAAGAACAGAAUGAAGCCUUGAGAAAAGAAAAAACAAAAUUUGAACAAGAGAAUAAAAGUUUAUCGUUAAAAGUUCAAGAAGCUGAAAAGGGGAAACCUGUUACUGUUUAUAAAAGGGAACGUUAUUCUGAAGAACCAUCAUUCAUUAGGAAAACAUUCACUUUCAAGACAAAUCCUGAAUUCUCACCAGAUGUUGUCAUUGAUGGUGAUAAGAAUGAAGUUGUCAUCUUGGCUUCAAUUAUUGAAAAAUUCGAUCAACAAGGUCAGCCAUUCCAAAGAUUUUUGAAAUUGUUACAAUCAAUCGAAUAUCCACAUUAUAAAACUUCAAUCUCUUUAUUAAUCAGUGAUAAUGAUGAAUUUAAAAAAUUUGAUGAAUUUGUUACAGAUAUUUUCAACAAGAUCGAAGAAGUUAAAGACACUUCACUUUUAAAAGAUUCCUUCUCCAAAAUCACCCUAAUCAAUGCUGAUUUCAUAGAGAGUCAAUUCAAAGUGGAUAAAGGAUUAAGACAUGAUCCAAGAGUGCAAAAGAAACGUCGGAAAUUACUAGCCCAGAUUAGAAACUUUCUAGUCUUCAACGGUAUAGGUUCUGAAAUUUAUUCAUUGGCUCUAGACUCAGAUGUCAUUGAACUUCCAAAAAACAUGUUGGAAACAUUCAUCGAAUCGAAAAAGGAUAUCGCCACAAUCAGAAUCGAUAUCAAGAACCACGAGGGGAAAGUGGUUCAUCAAGAUUAUGAUUUAAACUCAUGGGCUGGUGAUAGAAGAGUGCCAAAUGCUGAACAAGAUGCGAAAUUGGAUACAGAUCCUGAUUUUUUUUAUGAACCAGGGCCAGGUCCAAAUAAUAUCCAAUUUAGUCAUAUUGAUAAAAACCUUGAAAAAUUCGGUAUCAAUAAAGAUGAUCCAAAAGCUGCGAUUGAAUUGAAUUCCGUGGGUGGUGCUGUGUUGUUUGUCAAGACUGAGGUCUUUAAGCAGGGGAUCAUGUUCCCACCUUUCUAUUUAAUUGGUACGAAAUGGAAUAGAAAUGAUGGGUUUGAUGGUAUUGAAACUGAAGGUUUAUGUUAUCAGGCAAAGACCAUUGGUUAUAAAUGUUGGGGGUUCCCUAAUUUAGUUGGGUUCCAUGCUGUUGGUUGA
Messenger RNA from Hansenula anomala, 1443 nucleotides. Its product is annotated as glycosyltransferase family 62 protein. Gene Ontology annotation, molecular function: alpha-1,6-mannosyltransferase activity. Gene Ontology annotation, biological process: protein N-linked glycosylation; cell wall mannoprotein biosynthetic process. NCBI's taxonomy places the organism in Eukaryota, Fungi, Ascomycota, Saccharomycetes, Phaffomycetales, Wickerhamomycetaceae. The record is from RefSeq and is a predicted model, not a curated record. The coding region runs from base 1 to 1443 and encodes 480 amino acids. The transcript has a single exon. Gene Ontology annotation, cellular component: mannan polymerase complex.